CUUCUUUUUAUACGUCAGGCAAACCACUGUCAGUAAAACAAGGACCCAGCAAGUGUAGUAGUUUCUAGUUAACUCCCUUGGGGGGGGGGGAAAUCAUAUUAAUACAGAAUUUAAGGUCGAACAAUAGUUACGUUCAUUUGGCACGUUUGACCGUUGCUUGCAAGUUUUUAGUAAACUGCCAGUGAGUGGUAGUAACGAAGAGGAUAGCUAGCUGCAGUAGCUAGCUAACGGCGUUAGCAGUUUACACAGGUACUAGCUAGACAACCAUCUGCCAGAAGAAUGAAUGUCCCUAAAAGUGGUUAUCGGGUUUUCUCUGCCAAUUCCACUGCAGCAUGUACAGAACUAGCCAAGAAGAUAACCGAACGAUUGGGAGUUGAAUUGGGCAAGUCUGUGGUCUAUCAAGAGUCUAAUAGAGAGACCAGAGUAGAUGUGAAAGAAUCGGUUCGUGGCCAAACAAUCUUCAUAAUCCAGACCAUACCUAGAGAUGUGAACACGGCCAUUAUGGAGCUGCUGGUCAUGGCCUACGCCCUCAAGACCUCCUGUGCCAAAAACAUAAUUGGGGUGAUUCCCUACUUCCCCUACAGCAAACAGUGCAAGAUGAGAAAAAGGGGUUCCAUAGUGUGUAAGCUGCUGGCGUCCAUGCUGGCCAAAGCCGGUUUAACUCACAUCAUCACUAUGGACUUGCAUCAGAAGGAGAUCCAGGGCUUCUUCAGUUUUCCUGUGGAUAACCUGCGUGCUUCCCCGUUCCUGCUCCAGUACAUCCAGGAGGAGGUCCCAGAUUACAGAAACGCCAUUAUUGUGGCCAAGUCCCCAUCGGCUGCCAAACGGGCCCAGUCCUAUGCAGAGCGGCUGCGUCUGGGCCUGGCAGUGAUGCACGGGGAGGCUCAGUGUUCAGAGUCUGACAUGGCUGACGGACGACACUCUCCCCCCUGUGUCCGUAACACCUCAGGACACCCUGGGCUAGAGCUGCCAUCAGGCAAACAACAAGCUCCGUUCCCUGGCAUAGAGCUCCCAAUAAUGAUGGCCAAGGAGAAGCCCCCGAUCACUGUUGUAGGCGAUGUGGGAGGAAGGAUCGCCAUCAUUGUUGAUGACAUCAUAGAUGACGUGGAAGACUUUGUGGCUGCAGCAGAGAUCCUGAAGGAAAGAGGGGCCUAUAAGAUCUACAUCAUGGCCACACAUGGCCUGCUGUCUGCUGAUGCGCCGCGCCUUAUUGAGGAGUCUGCCAUUGACGAGGUGGUGGUGACCAACACAGUCCCUCAUGAGGUGCAGAAGCUUCAGUGUCCCAAGAUCAAGACCGUGGACGUCAGUAUGAUCCUGGCCGAGGCCAUCCGACGCAUCCACAACGGGGAGUCCAUGGCUUACCUGUUCCGCAACAUCACAGUGGAUGACUAGGGCCAGGGACAUAGAAUUCAGUCCAGGAUGGAGGUGAGGCGUUCGGUGAAAGGCUGGAGGGAUACACAGUAUACCUCCCCCAUCUCGUUCCAGUGCUAGAAACGCAUGCAGCUCCUGUUCUCAGCACCUCCACGAACAGCCUUGUUCAGAUGAUUAGGACAAAGGGGAGUAACGUCCAACAACAUAUCCUCUCAUAAUCCAUCAGCUUUUAAGUGCCCAACACAACUUAGAAACAACGUAUUAAAAGAAGCAACUGAGUGACUACGGAUUCCAACUUUCUCUGGAUCUGUUGUCCGCCUGUUUCAAAAAACAUCAUCCCAAAGCUUGUGUGCGUGUCAUGUCAAAAAUACAUGUGCUAUGCUACGGUUUAACACCAUCUUCUAUCAUUUCGAAUCACCUAAUAAAAAAUGUAAACACUGUAGGCCACCUUUGAGCUGGAUGAACCUUAAGUCUGGGAAACUCUCUUUUGUUUUAAAGAUGAACUAAAAACUAAAGGUCCUGAAAACGUUGGAUCCGUAGCCAUGAAACAAAAUGGGAAGCAAUACUAACAUUUUGAUUAACAUUCAUAUUUGUUAGGUCAUGUUUGUUAUUUUCACUUUGUGAAGUCUGGCAAACCAGAUAUGUAUUUAUUACAGUAACUCGCGUCCAUGGAAGGUUUGAUACCUAUUUAAAUCUCUCCAAUGUCUCCGGUUAUGAAGGGAAUUAUUUUAUUAGAGCAACCUGAAACUAUAUCCUAAUGUCUCUGUAAUAAAGUAAGUUGACUGUGUCUUACCAAUAAUAUUUAUUGCGUGUAACAUUCCCCCCUCACUUCCCUGGUAGUCCAGGCCUGAUGAGCACUGUGACUGCUUAGCUAAAUCUACUGAGAGUAGGGCCCAAGUACAGCAGCCCACCUAAGUCCCAGCAAUCACCCACCAAUUGGUCUGUAUGUAAUAACAUUCUGCUUAUUGUGUACCACCACCAUUACGCCAGAAAUGUGGAACUUUUGAACCGCCAUGUUGGAAACCCCGAAACUGCCAUAAUGUCACUUUAUUGGUCCAGUCAGUCAACUGUUCUCUGUAACUGUAAAUUGUGUCAUUAUAAUUAACGCAGGCGGUUGGGCAUAUCUGAAUUUAUAUGACCUUCAACAUUAAAAGGCGAUAUGACAACCAGCCACUAACGAAGCAGGCUUUCCUUAAUGGUCUUGUUACUUGUCAUUGGAAAAGACUGACGUGUGCACGCUGAGAUCAUCUUUUGCUUUAUUUAGAAAUUGGUCCCAAAUGGACACUUCAAUAUGCUUUGCAGUUUUGUGGUGUCAGCUGGCUUAAUAGGAGGACUAAGUUAUGUACAUCUUGCAUUGUAGGAUUAAGUGGUCAUGAUGAAUGCCAUUUGGUGUCUUCAAAGAAAAUCUUUUAAAAGCUGACCACCAUGGGAUGUUGUCUGAAUAUGCCGAUUGAUUCUUAUGCUCAGGGAAAUGCUUCUGAGGCAUGUAAAAAACCCACAAAUGCUUUAAUGCUUGUGCCUUUUUCUUUUGGUGCAAUAAACUCUCAUUGUAAAUGUGUUGCAUUCUGACUGGCAGAACAUCCUCAUUACCACCAUUUGUGGAUGUUCAAUCCCUUGUUAUUCUGUAGAAUGUUCUUAUAGGGUAAACUGCUAGACCUGUCUAGACACAAGAAUAGGUUGUCAGUCUCAGAAACAUAGUCCUUGCAAUGUUAAGUGAGUCUGUCUUCCAAAACCAUAUUGAGUUGUGUGUCUACUCUAAAUGUAGUCUAUUUGUGGGCUUAGAACUGAAUCAUGGAAGGAUAUUUUGAGAUAUUGGAAAGUAAGUCUUGUCUCGUACUUUACCACAGAUAAAUAUAGGGACACCAUUGUUGUGCACAUGCAAAGUUGAAGGUAGAUUUUUUAUGUCAUUGCUUACUAGAGUUAGUGGAAUGACAGGAAGACUGUGGGAGAAGCUAGUUUUUCAAAUUGACUAAAUGGAGAAAAGGGGUACUCCUCAAUAUCUUAAACUAUUUCUUAAUUAAAAAACCUCUGUCAUUGGUCUGUGCAUCAAAUCUUUUGUAAACAAAAAUAAAUUGUUGGCAUCAA
This is a messenger RNA of Esox lucius (northern pike), 3456 nucleotides long. RefSeq names its product phosphoribosyl pyrophosphate synthetase-associated protein 1 (gene prpsap1). The coding region runs from base 280 to 1392 and encodes 370 amino acids. Gene Ontology annotation, molecular function: magnesium ion binding; ribose phosphate diphosphokinase activity. NCBI's taxonomy places the organism in Eukaryota, Metazoa, Chordata, Actinopteri, Esociformes, Esocidae. The transcript is spliced from 11 exons. Gene Ontology annotation, biological process: purine nucleotide biosynthetic process; 5-phosphoribose 1-diphosphate biosynthetic process. The record is from RefSeq and is a predicted model, not a curated record. Gene Ontology annotation, cellular component: cytoplasm; ribose phosphate diphosphokinase complex.